ACGCGUAGACAGUCUACGCAGGGAGAGGGUAGAAAAGAGGUCCUCGUCUCUUCAUCGACCCUCCCAGGAUCAUUGGUAUAACGAACUUCACGAAUAAUGACGAACAUGGCCAACAGCCCAGCCUUGGCUACCGCAAACCUAGCCCCGGCACCGGCAACGCCUGCCAUUCACCCUGCUGACCGCAGUGACAUACACAAAUCCUGUCGCACGAUAGAAGUGCUCGUUGCUACGCUCACGGACUAUUGUGAGGCUGCGCGGACGUUUGCUACCGUACAAAAGAAGCUCGUGAAGGCUUUGAAAGAUGCAGCUGGAAUCAAGGCUGGUGUAGAGUAUGCUGCCAAUGCCUUGAGCUCAUCAGCGAGUAUCUUUGAGGUCCUUGCAGACGUCGACGCCAAGUUUGCCAAAAUCGCAGAUAAGGAGUGUGGAAGCGUGAAUGCGGAAGUGAAGAAGUGGUUCAAGAAGUUGGCGAAAGAGGAGAAAGCUCACGAUGACCGAAUGAAUGAGUCUAACGCCAAGAUCAAACAAGCUGGUCAAUCCUACGAGAAGAAAUCCAAGAAAGGCACUCGAGACGCAGGCGAAGAACAUGCCCGAUACAUUAACUUACUCAGUGUUAUUGGACCAGAGAUGUCCCAGGAAAAACAUAAUCAUUCCAUGUACGUUGCCCAACAGCACGCGUCGACCAUGUUCGGCGUCGCAGCUUGUCUCGCACGCAUUGCAGACGCAGAAUGGGCCAGAACGUGUGAGAGCAUGCGUCGAUUUGCACCCACUAUCGGUCCACUCGGUGAAUGGAGGACGCUCUGUGAAGGCGCUUGGAGUGGACCGUUGCCGGACGAUUUACCUGAUCCCUCCUCCUAUAGAUCCCAUGCUCAGGUCCCAACUCCACACAACUUGUCGCCUACCCCGACCAUGUCGACGACUACCGCAGGGUCCACCGUGUAUGGCAACGUAGUAUCGGAGUGGGGUUUAACGGCCACAUCUGAACGCUCGUUGCCUGUCCCUCCAGGCGGUGGUGGGUUCAGUCUAGGUUCCCCACUCCCAAUUGGGAAUAUACCAUUGGAACCUCCCCGCCCUCCCUACGCUUCAAAUACCUACAAUAGUAUUAAUACCCAGUCUAGCGCUGACAGCGCGAACAGUCAAGGCUCGGUCAACUCGAUCACGACACUUUCCGCGUUCCCAUUGCCACCAACGCAUAUACCUGGUCCCGUCUCUGCGACGCCCAUCAGCCAAGUAGCAGAGGCACAGAGGCAGAAACAACUCCAGGCACAACAGGUCGAACAGAUGCAGAUGCAGAACAUUCAUGCUGCGCUUUCGCAUAUGGAAAUUCAGAACCAUGUUCUGAGUCAAGUGCACUCUGGGUCGUUGGAUUCACCUAUACCGACUGAGAGUCCACUAGGCGCUGAUACCGCCUCUGGAAUGCUAGACGCACGUAGGUCUCCGCGUAUUCCUCCUCCACUGACUUCGCAGACGCCUUCUGUCUCGCGUCAGAAUUCUGGCGGUUCUCCGGAGGAGAGACCGAGCCGCCCGGGCUCGUCCAUGGAGCAUAAAACCCCAUUCGGUUCGAAUCCUUCCGUGCUGCUAACGGGUGGGGGAGAAUUGCCCAGGCCCCGUCGUCGAUCCAUCGUUGGGCGUCCACCUUUACCUUCACCAGCACCCAAGUCGCCGUUACCACCUAUACCGGUGUUACCGUCGCCAACGCUGGCCUUCAGGCCAGACUCACCCUUCAAGAGGUCAGCAGAACAAGGAGAGAGAGAGUUUGGUGUUCAGAGGGAUGGUGAAAGGGCCGGUAAUGCGGUCAGUAUUGACGGCACUAGCAGGGGAAGGAGUGCGUUCAAGAGUCAGAGUAUGGAUGCUGGCAGAAAGCCACUUCUGAGAAGCGAGAGCACGGGCAGUAACGUUGCAGCCUUGAAGAAUCGGUACAGUCGAAUUGUAGAGGCACCUUCGCAAGGACCGAAGGACAUACCCCGCUUACCGAUGAGCGUGUCGGAGAUGGCGUCGAGAUACCAACCUGUUGACGAACCGAUGUCUCCGCGACGCAUGGCUGCCGCCUCUCCUACCACCGAUCGGUUCCCGCCACUACAAAUACCUUCAGAUACACCCUUAAUGCAUCAAACAGCACGUGACAUGCGUAUUGACGAGAACGAGAUACGCAAACGGAAGCAGCGCAUCGAAGAGUUGGCUGAGCUGGAGCUCAAAGAGAAGGAAUAUGAGCUUCGGCAACGAGAGCGCGAGCUGAAUCAGCGCUCUCGGGAGCUGGAGAGGGAUAAGUUCCAGUUCCUUCAUUCCCGGCCUGAUUUCAACCUUACCACCUCUGCGAACGUGGGUGACGGCCCGAAAGGUCCGAGAAAUAACCGCUUUGUGCACAAGCGCGGUUCUCAGAGUGUUUCGCAUAUAGUCAUGCCGCAUCCUUCCUCAUCCUCCUCAUCCUUUAUUACAAACAAGAUCGCCUCGGCUUCGACGUCGCAUCUGCCCCUGCCAAUGCCAGUGCCAACGCCCAUGCCCCUCCCAAGCCCAGCUAACACAACGUCUUCUCCGUCUCGUUCCCAAUCUUCGACGCCGCUGCCUGCGAAGGAUCACGCGCCGUUCUGUGGAUGCGACACUUGCUCAGUGGCUAAAUACCGUUUAUCGAAUACCUGUCCCUCCCCUCAUGAUCUCCGUCCGCCGGAGCCACCUAUCAUGUUACGUCCUGAGAAACCCAAAGGAUGGAUGAGGCGGUUGAGUAUGCCGUCCGUGAGCGGAGCGUUCUCGCUCGAUGCGGCGAAGAAGAAUGCAACCAGCUUGGCAAGUCUGAAACAUGGAUUGCCUAUCCCUGUCGGCGAGAAUGGAAGGUUAAGAAAACGAAGUUUCGAGCAGUGUAUCGUAGGGAGUGGCGCUGUCGAUGCUGCUGGUCGGAUGUGAUUCAGAUGAGUGUCCUUGCCGAGAUUUUCUAGGAUAGUUUUCUUGGGACUUCGUGGUUCACAUACCUUCAACGUUUUUUUUUUGCACCUCUGUCUGAGGAAUAGACUAUCGAGCUUGUUUUUAUUUUCAAGACUUAUGACCCUUACGUUUAUGAUACCUUCGCUAGCUUUGGUCUGCAC
Molecule: messenger RNA, 3074 nt
Organism: Pisolithus orientalis
Lineage: Eukaryota; Fungi; Basidiomycota; Agaricomycetes; Boletales; Pisolithaceae
Exons: 6
Coding region: 97-2895 (932 amino acids)
Source: RefSeq, a predicted model, not a curated record